Messenger RNA from Trichoplusia ni (cabbage looper), 1227 nucleotides. RefSeq names its product cytochrome P450 4C1-like. Gene Ontology annotation, molecular function: monooxygenase activity; iron ion binding; heme binding. The transcript is spliced from 3 exons. NCBI's taxonomy places the organism in Eukaryota, Metazoa, Arthropoda, Insecta, Lepidoptera, Noctuidae. Bases 405 to 764 code for a protein of 119 amino acids. The record is from RefSeq and is a predicted model, not a curated record.
ACCGGUAUUUUAUAUUUAAGAUUCUAGUGGAUAGCCGUAGAUGGCCGUGGAUGAAAAAAAUGUACCUGGAUAGCUUAAUUUGAAUGAUUGUCUUUUGGUUCGAUUUAGAUUCUGAUAUUGCCGUGAAAGAUCGCUAAUGGUAAUGGAUAAAAUAUGAAUCUGUUCCUUUUUUUUAAGUUUCCUUAAAAAAACAACAGCUGUUAAAAACGUGCUUUUAAAAAGAUUUCCUAUAUUUAAACACUAAAUAUUUCGAGGACUGAAUAGAAAUGUAUUAAGGAAGUUAAAUAAGUACAGUUUAUAAUUAUAACUCUCCAUUUUCAGUGACAUCUGUGGCAUUCGACCCUCAGAAACACCAGGAGUUGUUCGAGAGGUACACAGUGGCCCUCAAAAAUAUUUUUGCGUUGAUGGUCGAAAGAUUUCUUAAAACCUGGCUCCUAAGUCCGUUUUUAUUUAAAGUCUCAGAUCUCAAAACAAGAACGGACAAUACCGUCAAAGAUCUACAUAACCUUUCUAAUACUGUUCUUCAAAAAAGAAAGGCGGUAAUAGAGUCCAAAGAAUAUCCUACAACAGAUCAAUUCAAACCCCUGAUGGAUACAAUUCUGGAAUUAUCGAUAGAUAAGGGACUAUUAACUGACAGACAGAUGAGGGAGGAAUUAGACACGAUUUUAUUUGGCGGCCAUGACACUUCAGCCAAUACUUUGACCUUUACGCUGAUGCUGCUGGGCUCAGACCUCGACAGGCAGGAGAAGGUAUACAAGGAGUAAGUAACUAAUUUUUCAUUUUAUACCAUUUUUUAUCAAGUGAUGUUGUGAUCCCUAUUUUAUUGUUGCGCUCUUGCUUUUUUUGGGAAUUCUUGACAAACCAAUGGCCUUCUUGUCAAAAAAUGGGAUAAGUGCAGGAGAAAGAAAAUAAAACAUUUCUAUUCCUUCUCCUGCACUUAUCCCAUUUUUAUUUGGGGUAGGCGCAACCUGAUUUUUUCUUAUAUACCUUUCCAUCUGACGUCAUCUCACAAGAAAACUAUUUGCAGUCAUAUGGUAUUUAACACGAUCCAUCCAUCGUUUCCUUUUACGACUACUUUUUAAACCUUUUCCCCUACAUUCCGUCCAUAUCUAUGUUCAUCACCUUCCUCGCCACAUGAAUCUCUUUCCAAAGCAUAACAUGUUCAUACUAUACAGCAGUAAUUCACUGUUACCGGUACCUCGUUCAAACAUUCUAUUACAUACUCAU